Messenger RNA from Gossypium arboreum, 876 nucleotides. RefSeq lists its product as uncharacterized. The transcript has 5 exons. The record is from RefSeq and is a predicted model, not a curated record. The coding region runs from base 1 to 876 and encodes 291 amino acids. NCBI's taxonomy places the organism in Eukaryota, Viridiplantae, Streptophyta, Magnoliopsida, Malvales, Malvaceae.
AUGGAGACUGCACACCCGCCAAAGGUAGGUCUGCCCCACCUAGGGGCCGAGGUCAGGCUAGGGCUAGUGACGGCAUGGGCCGAGGACAAAGAGCACCGGGCAGAGGUGCCGGAUUUAGGCUCUACACACUCUUACGUAGUUAGUGCGGUGUCUGAGACCUUGGGGUUAUCGUUUGAGAGCACUUAUAGUGAGAUAACAGCGGUGAUUCUGUUGAGGCAAUUUGUUGGGGUUAACAAACUGUUUAGAGACAUUGCUUUGAGAAUCAAAGAGGAUAUCGAGGUAAUCGUGAUUAGGGAACGACGAGAUUAUCUGACUAAUGUGAUAUCUGCAUUAGUGGUAGAAAAGUUAGUAAGGAAGGGGUACGAGGCGUACUUGGCGUAUAUCAGUGUUGCUGAUUCUGAGAACUCUUCGGUUAAGGAUAUCCGAACGGUGAGGGACUUUCCAGAUGUCUUUCCAGAGGAACUGCCAGGAUUACCUCCAAAUCGUAAGGUAGAGGACGGUGCUACGGCCAAUUUUGGGAUUAACAGUGAUGGGGUAUUGUGUUUCCGCGGUCAGAUCUAUGUACCGAAUGAUGAAGAUUUGAGACUAUCGAUUUUGAGGGAGGCGCAUAGUAGCCCUUAUGCUAUGUAUCUCGAUGGGAACAAAAUCUAUCGAGAUCUCCGAGAGUUGUACUGGUGGCCAGGAUUGAAACGUGAGGUUACUGACUUUGUUGCUCGCUGUUUGACUUGUCAACAGACCGCACAUUUCAUUCCUGUUAGGACAGACUUCUCCUUACAGAAGUUGGCCAAGCUUUACAUUUCUGAGGUAGUAAGGCUGCAUGGGGUAUCUGUUUCGAUCAUUUCUGAUAGGGAUCCUCGUUUUACGUCUCGAUUUUGA